GAAGAGGUGGAACUCAUCCGCGAAGACAUUGAAUCCAUUCGUACGGAUGUGGAGGAAGUGAAUGCCAUCCACGAGAAGAUACUAAACGCACCGCAAACUCAUGAGAGUGUGAGACAAAGCUUGGAUUGCUUGGUGGCAGACAUCAAACGCGCCGCCAAUGGCGUCCGACAUAAAUUGAAAGCUAUGGAGCAAAAAAUACGUGAUUUGGAGGACAGGGAGUCGGACCCGGGUAUGAGCGCCGACAUCCGGAUCCGCAAAACACAGCACUCGAUGUUAUUACAUAUGUUUAUCGAGUGUAUGACUCAAUACAAUGCCAUUCAAUCGGAUUAUAGCCGCAGAUAUCGGGAGCUGUUUAAGCGUUGGGCUGAGAUAACGGGCCAAUACAUGUCCGACGAGGAAGUGGAUAAACUGAUAGAUAGGGGUUGCCUACAGGUCCUCAUCCAGGGUAUAGUGACUGACACUCAGCAAGCGAUGGAUGACUUGCGGGACAUUGAGGCCCGACAUCGAGAUAUCGUUAAACUCGAGAAAAGUAUCCGAGAAGUGCACGACUUGUUUACGGAUCUGUCACUACUUGUCGACCAUCAG
Oppiella nova is the source of this 585-nucleotide messenger RNA. The record is from the annotation of a GenBank genome assembly. Lineage: Eukaryota; Metazoa; Arthropoda; Arachnida; Sarcoptiformes; Oppiidae.